Molecule: messenger RNA, 3437 nt
Organism: Clupea harengus (Atlantic herring)
Lineage: Eukaryota; Metazoa; Chordata; Actinopteri; Clupeiformes; Clupeidae
Gene: tmem275a
Product: transmembrane protein 275
Exons: 2
Coding region: 1729-2328 (199 amino acids)
Source: RefSeq, a predicted model, not a curated record
CUUGACAGUUCCGGGAAUUGUGUCGGACGUAGCAACAGUAACUAAGGGGGCGGGGCCCUGGCGAUCGGUCAAUUAAUUUCAUGUAUUACCCACUAAUGUGAACUGUGUACGCGGAUGUCUCCAGUUGCCAUGGAUACAAAAUCCCUAUAGCAACUAAGCUGCAUUCAUGGCCAGUCACAAUCCAACAAGAGAAGGCUAUCACAGCCCUGCAUUAUCAGGUAGGCUAUCACUAUGGUGCAUGUGGCUUUUCACUAAACACAGCGUUGAGUGAAACAUAAAACAUGUCUGAUUUGAAAGGCGCAGCCUUUUUAUGCCAAACUGGGUACUCGAUGGAUAAAACUGGGCGCCAGUGGCUACGCACUGUUCUGUCCAUUUCUGUUUUCCAAAAACGACCUCGUCCGCCACUGACCCUCUCAGUCUGCAGUGAAAGUGAAGUUAAAACGGCAUAUAGCAUCCCUCAGAACCAAGCUACCUACAAAAAGGGCCUAAUGUAGUCUGGCUGCCUGAGGUAAAAUGCCCUACUGGAGCAGUGGUGGAAAAAUUGUUUGCAAGUGGAGAAACUUGUUGAACGUUUCCAUUUUUGUGAUCAUCGUUCAUUCGGCCAUGGUUUUGUAGGCCCACUCGAUGAAUGAAUGGUGUGAGUGUUAUGAAUGGACCAAGAACACGAAAUGACUCAUCUGCCCACACGCGGAUGAGGCAGCGGGACGGUGCAAUCUUCCAAAGAAAGAAGUGGAAAUACAGACACAUUGAAGCUGUCCUUGAGAGGGGUAUACAUAGACCACUAACUGGUGAUAUAAUCUGAGAUGUUUUGUUCAUUUUACAGUGCAUGUUCCCGCGGUGUAUAGCUGUCCGUGACAGUACAGUCAUAAAGCUGUCAAAACCCUACAGCCCGCCUUCAAUCCUCGCCCUAUAAGCUGGUCUAAAAUGGGUUCUUCUGACCUCUUGACCACUAAGGAUGCGACACAGACCUGUUGAUAUUGAGAUAAAAUUUUCAAAUCACAGAACAGGUUCGAAAAUAUUUCUACAUUUAUGGUCGGACUGACGUCAGAACAUCCCCUGAUCAGUUACUCAAACCAGUCUCUGCCAACAGUAUGUGACGGCGCCUCAAGCGGUAGGCGUACGUUUCAUUAAUAAGGAUCUAGGCGCGCGGUUAGACAGGCGAGCGUAUUUCGGUGGAUCAGAUGAGUAGACCGGGAGCCUUGCCCAGCCUCUUCAUGCUCAGAAAUGCAAUGGCCAUGCUGUCGCUGUAGACACCUUGAGCUCCAGUAGCUACACUCGUUUGAGACCAAGACGCAAAUUUAGCGGCUAAAUGAUUUGGCGGCAUCAUUUUUACUGUUCCAUGAUUUUAAUAUUGCAUGGGCUCUUCAAAUAUAUGCCUGCUGCUCUAAAAGGCCUCUCAAGGAUAAUCAGGUAGAGAGGCAUUGGUCGCCAGAGCAUGCCACAUCCCCUUAAGGUACCAUUUCACACGAGUUGGUUGCCAGAGCACGCCACAUCCCCAUAAGGUACCAUUUCACACGAGUUGGUUGCCAGAGCACGCCACAUCCCCAUAAGGUACCAUUUCACACGAGUUGGUUGCCAGAGCAUGCCACAUCCCCAUAAGGUACCAUUUCACACAAGUGCUUCACGUUGUGCUGUCUCUCACAGGCUGCGUCACAUGCCCAGCGUGGCUAGUGCUUCUGGUGCCCAGUGCUGUCGCAGGCCUUGAGAAGAUCGCCACAAACUGCUGCCAUGGUCCUUCCCGACAAGACCGUCAGGACCUCAGUCCCCAAGAAGGUGUCCAGGAAGCGGAAGCUGCGUCCCCAGGGCCUGCCCUCCCCGGCUCUGUGCUGCGCCUGCGGGCUCUGCAUCAUGUUGGCCGGCAUUAACAUCACCCUUGUGGGGGCCUUCGCGUUCGGCAAGUUCAUGCCCACCCAGAACCCGCCCAUCAUCAUCGGCCCCCUGUUGCUGCUGGUGGCGCUGUCUUUCUUCGCGGCGUGCUGCGUGUGCAGCCGGCGACCCCCGGCGCACUCGUCCCGGGGGAAAUCGGGCGCCGGCGGCGGCGACAGCUGGGGGCUGAUGCGCAUGGGCGGGGCGGCCUUUGAGAUGGAGACGAGCGAGCACACACUGCAGGACACCACCGCCGUGCAGCUCAGCCCCACCAACUCCCUCUGUUCCUCCCACAAGUCCAGCCCCACCCGCGAGACGCCCGCCAGUGACUUGCCCCGCCAGCUGCUCGCCACAGAGCUGAACAACUCGCCGAUGGUCGCCGACGGUCUGAUUGGAGAAGCCAACUGUCAGGAACAUGUAGCUGUUGAACAGGGUCCGGCACACGACGCCUCUGACACAUAGCGUGGUCACAGCGCAUGGGUGUCUUCACAUCCAGGAGAAUCACACUUUUUCUCAAGCAGUCUGGCUUGACCUAGAGUCUUUGGCAAAGUAAAAAGAACUGUGAUGGGCCUUUAAAAUAUCACAAAGGUUCAGAACAGGAGUCGUUUACGAGGGAAAGGUAUACAUAGCUAAAAAAAACAGGCAUGAAAUUACUUAUCACACUUGAUUUAGGCAGCAGAUUUCAAACAUCUUGGUAAAGGAGGGUGAGAAAAAAAUGGAAGCCUGUGAAAGCAAGAAAGUGUGUGACAGAGAGAUGACUGUGUUGCCUGAAUUAUCCUCAAACAUUUUCAAAUUGGCCUUAGUAACCCCCCUUUUCUGUUGUGCUGCUGACUGAAGAACUGGGACAUUUUCUUGUCUGUGAAUCAUUGGCUCACCAUGUCAACCUGACCCAACAGCGGGGCGGGGCGGGGCGGGAAUAGCCCCUCAGCAAUGAUUACUCGUGGACUUUUGAGACAGGAACAUCAUCUGAUACAAGCCCUUGGAAAUAGGAGGACAUUAUACAUUUUGUGAGAAAAACAAGGUUCCUCUGUGCCUCCUUAUUUGAUGCCAAGCAGUGGUGAAAUUGGACUGCUUUCAGAUGACACUGCUCAGGAGACCUGACAUUAUCUGUCUGUGUCACACAUAGAAGACACAGAGAAUGCAAGCAAAACAUGAUUCUGUGUGAACACAGAAUAUGACGUGAUGCUCACUGAAGGAAAGAUGGUAACUUAACUUUAUUUUGAAACAGGGAUGAUUGAAGAUAUUCACCCAAAAAAUUGAAAAAUAAAUGUUUCCUGUUUCCUUUUCUUGUGUUGUACUGCCUUGCUGUCGUGAGAGCAUUUUCUUCCUACUCUUUUGUUUGCCUUGUAUUUUAUUUAUUUAUUUAUACAUGUUUUAUACUUGUAUUGAGAGUGUGCUGGCUAAAUUUGUGAUUGUUUGAUGGUCAUAUACACUUCUAAUUCUAUUAUUGAUUAUGCAUUGAUUAAUAUCAAAAUGUCUUACAAAGCAUAACUGCUUAGAGCAUGCAAUGUCUAUGUAUGUGUUAAGUUCUUUGUUUCAAAACAGUUAAUAAAAACUCCAUGAGAAAGACA